AUGCCGAGCUCGAGGACGUUGAACCGCACGGCUGCAGUGUCGAGUGCACUGUUGGUGAUGCAGCUGUACGCGUCGCGAAAGAGUCGAAAGGUGUUUCUGACGUUUGUGCAGUUUGUAGCUGCGUCGGCAUUGAGCUCGGUUGCUUGUUGUACGCUUUUCCUGCGCUUCGUCCAGCUCCUGGAUCUACGAUGGAAUCUAGUCCACACGAUGUCGCUCCUGCGUUAUGCACGGCCAUACUUGCUACGUAGCGCAAACAGUGGAACAUCGCAAAUCGGUAGUCAGCCAUCUCACGAAGGUUCUAUGACGAUUCGCAAAGCCGCUACUUCUGUUUCGGUAGUGGUUGCUGCUCUAUACGUUCUUCGUAAACUACGGCGCUGA
Molecule: messenger RNA, 378 nt
Organism: Hyaloperonospora brassicae
Lineage: Eukaryota; Oomycota; Peronosporomycetes; Peronosporales; Peronosporaceae
Source: the annotation of a GenBank genome assembly